Molecule: messenger RNA, 1071 nt
Organism: Solanum pennellii
Lineage: Eukaryota; Viridiplantae; Streptophyta; Magnoliopsida; Solanales; Solanaceae
Product: translation machinery-associated protein 22-like
Exons: 7
Coding region: 122-685 (187 amino acids)
Biological process (GO): translation reinitiation; formation of translation preinitiation complex
Molecular function (GO): translation initiation factor activity; mRNA binding
Source: RefSeq, a predicted model, not a curated record
UCGAACCAAAGAUACUCUAAGGGGGAACGUCGUCGUUUUACGAGACGAUUCGUCUUCAAGUUUCAGCAAAUUUAUCAGAGCAACGAAUCGGAGUUUUUUUUUCUUUUGAGUUUUUGCUUUAAUGGCGGAAAAGCUUCAAACAGUUAAGGUUUUAUAUUGUGGAGUUUGCGGUUUACCUGCUGAGUAUUGUGAAUUUGGAUCCGAAUUUGAGAAAUGCAAACCCUGGUUGAUCCAAAAUGCACCCGAUCUCUACCCGGACCUUGUUAAAGAUUCUAAUUUGAAAGAAGCUGAUAAGGUCACUGAUCAGCUCCAGUCAACUUCAAUCUCGGAAGGUUCUUCUACAUCUAAGAAAGAAGAAGUCAAGCGCCUUCCUGGUGGAAAGAUUAAAAAGAAAGAUAAACCGGAGAUAAUUAUUGAAAAGGUCACCAGAAACAGACGGAAGAGUAUCACUACCAUCAAGGGCCUCGAAAUCUUUGGUGUUAAACUAAGUGAUGCUUCAAAAAAGCUCGGCAAAAAGUUUGCUACUGGAGCUUCUGUGGUUAAGGGCCCGACUGAAAAGGAGCAGAUCGAUGUUCAAGGGGACAUAUCCUAUGACAUUGUGGACUUCAUUACAGAAACCUGGCCAGAUGUUCCAGAGUCGGCAAUAUUCUUCAUAGAAGACGGAAAAAAGGUUCCAGCUGCAUAAACUACAGAGAUGACAUCCCUGUUCCCAGCAGAGUGUUUCCCAAGCAAAUGCUCGUAGCACUGUGUUCGUUCAAAUUUGAGGUGAGAAUAUGUAUUGGCUCUAUAGAUGUGGCUACUAUGGCUCCACCCUCUAUAAUAUAAAAAAGCAAAGAAACAUGUCGUAUUACAUAAUGUCGUCCAUUCUUGGUGAAGGUUCAUGUAAUCAAUCGAUCAGACUUGCUUGAGAUAGAGGCGUAGUUGUGUUUUGGCAUUGGUGAGCACAUCCAAUCACCAAUGGCUUUUGAUGUGAAGUCAAUUUUGUUGAACCAAAAAAAUUACAUUUGUAACCCCACCUAGUUUAUGUUUCACAUGCCUAAUUAUAAUUUUAUUAACAUUCCUAAGUGUGAA